Puntigrus tetrazona (Sumatra barb) is the source of this 1516-nucleotide messenger RNA. RefSeq names its product DR1-associated protein 1 (negative cofactor 2 alpha) (gene drap1). Lineage: Eukaryota; Metazoa; Chordata; Actinopteri; Cypriniformes; Cyprinidae. Gene Ontology annotation, biological process: positive regulation of transcription by RNA polymerase II; negative regulation of transcription by RNA polymerase II; transcription by RNA polymerase II. Gene Ontology annotation, molecular function: transcription corepressor activity; core promoter sequence-specific DNA binding; protein heterodimerization activity. The record is from RefSeq and is a predicted model, not a curated record. Gene Ontology annotation, cellular component: nucleus; negative cofactor 2 complex. The transcript is spliced from 7 exons. The coding region runs from base 235 to 867 and encodes 210 amino acids.
GGAAGCACAAAAAGCGCCGUAAAGCAGCGAGAACUCGCGCAGACAGAAAUGCCGCAAAAAUCCACCGUAAAAUGCAGAUAAAAAUCGCAGAAACGCACGGACGGUGAUCAAUGAUGGCGCUUUAAUCGUUUUAGCGACGGAGCUGCGGGAAUACAGCGAGUUUAUCCUUCGCAUUUAUUGAGUUUGACGGCAGACUGCGACGGAACCGAGCCAGAGCCGCGUUUGUGCGCCGAGAUGCCGAGCAAAAAGAAGAAAUACAACGCCAGAUUCCCUCCGGCCAGGAUUAAGAAGAUCAUGCAGACGGAUGAAGAAAUCGGCAAAGUGGCCGCCGCAGUUCCUGUCAUCAUCUCUCGCGCUCUGGAGCUGUUUCUGGAGUCUCUCCUGACCAAAGCGUGUCACGUCACACAGUCACGCAACGCCAAAACCAUGACCACCUCACACCUGAAGCAGUGCAUCGAGCUGGAGCAGCAGUUUGACUUCCUCAAGGAUCUGGUGGCAGCGGUUCCUGACAUGCAGGGCGAGGGAGAGGAGAACCACACGGAGGGAGAGAAGAUCCCGCGCAGAGGUCGUAAGCCUGGCUCAGGGCGUAAGAACGGCGGAGCUGGAGCCAAAGGCAAAGACAAGAAACUCUCAGGCACCGAAUCGGAGCAAGAGGACGAUUCCGAGGACAGUGAGACGGACGGAGAAGAGGACGAGGACGUGUCUCACACCAGCACAAACACACAGCCUCCAGCUUUCUUCCACAGUGCGGGUGCGGCGCUGGGAUCUCCGCAGGCGUCUCUGAUGUCUCUGUUGCCGUCCGGGGCCGGGUCUGUGCCGCUCGGGGCCGGGGCCGAAGACGAGGAUGAGGAGGACUACGACUCAUAGCUGCACCACUCUCCCGUUGUUCUCUCUCUCUCACACACACACACACACACACACCGCUUAGGUUUUUUAAUCUUAUUUUAUUGAGGCUGUUUUACCGAGUCAGCGUUUUUCUUUUCCUCAUCUUUUUCUUUGGACGAGAGCGUGUGUAUUCAUGCACUUUUCUUUGGUCAUGUUUUAAGAGCGUCUCUGAGGAAGUCCAGGAGAUGUUUUGGUUGGUUUUAGCAGCAGACGCUCCUUGAGUUGUUUAGUAAGGGAACUGCAGAGCGGACAGUUCUGUUCUUUUGCUUUUGUGACCUGUGUUUCUGGUUUUUGUCCUUUUUAAGCUAGUUUUACGUUUAAAGCUCCUCUUCUCCAGCGGUUAAACUGUCCGGCGGCACUUUCAUGCAGUUUUUAAUUCGUUCUGUUCAGGUUGUUGAUGGGAUGCGUCAUUUUGGUUUGAGAGCGUUUUAAUAGUUUGAGACUCUCUCUGUUCAUUUCCUCGGACGAUGCACAUUUGUAUAGAUAAUAAUGAUGAUGAUGAUGAUGAUGAUUUCCCUUUGUUUUAUAUCUUUUAGACUCUUUUAAUGUGUGCUGUGAAGCUGGAGAGAUCUGUUCGCUUUUAACAUUCUCUUUAUUUUGUAUGAGUGAAAUAAACUUUGAGGUUUCAGUA